Messenger RNA from Hyalella azteca, 3728 nucleotides. RefSeq lists its product as uncharacterized. The transcript has 4 exons. The coding region runs from base 177 to 3095 and encodes 972 amino acids. The record is from RefSeq and is a predicted model, not a curated record. Lineage: Eukaryota; Metazoa; Arthropoda; Malacostraca; Amphipoda; Hyalellidae.
UGUAAUGUCACAUUUAUUCCAAUUUAAUUAAAAUGAAUUUUUCACUCGUGUACUUCUCACUUUACUGAUGUAGUUUUUGUUAAUUCACUAAUGAUUUUUUGAGUUUGUUGAGUAAAAUUAUAUUUUACUAUACAGCUAGUAAACAAUUGUUCCUCAUUUCAAUCAGAAUUACCACAAUGAAACCAAAACCCAAUUCAGAAGAUGUUGACGACAAGGAAGAGGAGUUGCACUCGCUUACUCACUACGUUGGAGAUGAAGAACUGCUUGUCCAGCACAUGUUUACUGCUAUUCAGCACACUAAACUUGAAGCCAUGAUGCCACCAGUACUCAAGGCAAUUCCACUGCAGGAUCUGAAAUUGUUGUGCAUCCACGAACUGCGCGGCAUAAGCAAGAAAAGGAUCGUCGCCAUAAUCCAGGGUCGCAACAUGUCAGACUCCAGCGACUCUGAGGACGAAGAGGAGCUGCCUGAGGCUACGAAACCGCAGCGGGGCAGACGAGUAAACGACGGCGAGGCUGACGCCGCAGAUCCUAACAAACCUAUGGACAUCGUAGAGCUGGAGAUGCGAGCUCGCCUCAUCCAAACCAUGCUCAAAAAAGACCCAAAAAACAAAGACAUUCCUGGCCUGGAAGAUAUCAAAGCCAAGAUAAAGAGCGAGCCUUUAUCAGACCGCAGCCGUAGCGGCUCUUCGAGUAGGAGUUACUCGAGCCGCAGUUACUCCCGCAGCCUGAGUAGGAGUAGUUCUUACUACAGCUCAGACUCUGAAAACCGGCGUAAAAAACAUCGAUCUUCUCGUCAUCGCUCGCGCCGAGACAGACGCGCUCGCCGCGGUAAGAGCCAUCGCGAUUCCAGCAAGAAGCGCGAUUCUAGUCGUGAUAAUUCUGCGGCAACGCCCGAUAAAAAUGACGAUAAGAAGCGGCAGAGUAAGAAAACUAGAAUAAGUCGAAAAGAGUUCGAAGAUCGCAUGAAAAAAGCUAAGGAGAAUAGAACCUACCGCAAGAGAACAGAUUCUGAAGACAACUCGAAGCAUGAAAAACCCACGAGAGUUGGGGAAGAACAUGAGCCCCAAGAGCGAUCUCCCUACGUUGAACACGAAGAAAAGAUUGCCAAGGAGCCAGCUGAAGAUGAAUCUGAAAAAGAAGAGGGAGAAAUCGAUAGCAACGAAGAAGGCAGUGGUCUCGAUAGUGAUAGAAGUUUCAGGCGCAAGAAAGGGCAACGCUCGCGUAGCUACUCGAGCGACAGGAGCGUGUCCGGUAAACGUUCCAGACGCAAUAAAGACAAGAAGCACAGUCGUAGGAAGGACCGUCGUCUACCUGUGGACAAAAACCUGAUCUUGGCGACUCUAAACGACGGAAAUGUUCCUAACGUCCCCAUUGACAAGAAGUCUAAAUAUAAGUCGGGCAUUGAAGCCGUUGACUCGGAAGAAGAUUUUGAUAGUAUGACAGGUGGUGCUAGAAAAGAACCCGAGGCUAAAGCUGGUCUCCGUAUGGAUCGUAGUAACGUAAGCUUUUCGUUCAAUAAGAAGUUAGCUCCUAAUUUGAUGAGUAGCACAGAUUUUGAAUUCGGGCUGUCAUAUGGAGGACCUUCACAAGCUACCCCUAUUAUUUCACCGCCCAGUCAAAAUAAGGCCCAAGUUGGUGAUCAGAUCGUCAUAAGUUCGGACAGCGAAGGCGAGUCCAAAGCAGGUAAGAACAAUAAGAAAAACAGUGAUGAGAUUACUUCGGCUCCUGAGGUAGACGACAGUCAAGUUCCACUCAACGUCUCAGACGAAAAUGACCUCCAGCGUUGUGAGGAGACCGUCAUGAAAGAUAUUUUUGCAGACAUGGAAGAAGAGGACGAACGAGAAAAGAAUUUCGAGAAAAAUUCCGACGUGCCCAUCAAAAUUGAAACCACGGAGCAGUCUGACGACAGUGACGCGGCAGCUGAUGCUGGAGAUAUAAAUAAGGUUAGUUCGAAGUACGGAAGCGUAUCCGACCCUAAUGCCGCCCUGAAGCAAGAAAUCUUAUCUCCUGAAAUUCCGGAAUAUUAUCGAAACAUUCGGGAGGAACCCGCUGCACUAGAGCGGUCAGUUGCUGAUGAUUCUGAAGAAGGAGCCUGUAGUGAUGAGGAUGGCAAUAAUGUUGAGAGCUCAUCAGAAAAAUUUAUAAAUUCUUUUCGUUCCGCUCCUGACGACAGUCCGACCAAACCAGAGGAGAUGGAUGCAUCAAGUAGGUCUUACACUCCAGUUGAUGCCGCGCCUGAAAAUAUCAAUCGGAACGGCCAUCUUAGUGAAGAUGACGACGAAGAUGUUGGACUAGUAGAUCUGCCUGAGGACGAACAUUUUGCUAUUGAUUUAGACGAGGAUUCCGACUCUGUUAGUAAAUACGAAGAUACCCCGUUCCCUACUGCGGCGGAAAGGGGCGAAGACAGCGACGUUACUGCUGACAAAACCGAUUUCUACCGAGGAGCCGACAACUUGAACACGAGUGCGGACAAUUCUUUGUCUGCAAACCAACCAGAGCAAAAAGAACGUAAAACUGAUUCUGAAGAAGAGGGAGAAAUUGAAGAAGAUGCUGGAUUGGUAGAGUUAGAGCCAGGAGAGGCGGAAGAACUUUCGUCAGCCUUGCUACCGUUAACACGAGGCCGCAGACAAGGAGGUACUGAAAUAAUCGGAGAAAUUGAACCUUCCACAAGAGACGCGACCGGGCUUGACAAUCUCGCGGGAUCGGGAUCAAGUUGGAGCUCCAGGUGGCUGCAAAGUGAGAAAGUUCAAAAAGUCGUCACCAACAGUAAAAUGCUUAGCCGCAUGAGGAAGCGGAUUAAGAUUGACAAGAUCAACUCUAAGGCCGGCGCCGCAUCGACUGCUUCCGACGGCACGGCCGUUGAUCCGAACGCAGAUGAAGGAUCUUCUGAACAGGCCUCACAAGACGGGUCAUCCGUACCAGUUAUUAGCAGCAUGGAGGCUUACCAAAGACUCGUGGGCAAACCUGAGGUUUUAUCGGACGCAACAACGGAGAACACAAACGUCCAAGUCGAGACUGAGAAGACAGGAGAUGCUGACGAGGGCUCGUCUGACGACAGCGACGAAGAUCUCUGGUCUAAAAUGAUGGGUAACUGAAUCGGCAUGUUCGACGCAAUUUUGUAUAUAAUUAAUGCAGCAUGCUGUGCCUCAACGUGCAGUAUGAAAGCAGCGCAAUGCAGGACUUUUUUUCCACCAUACCACUAUGUUUAGCUUAAGUUUUGUCUCAUUUUCUAUUACUCAUUUUACCCAUGCAAGAAAACUGAACCGGUUCCAUAAGAUUAGGCGUAAUUAGUGAAAGUUGUCCUAGUUUUUCAUUUAAUUAUCGAUUGCUACUGUUUCAGCUUCAGCAAGUGAGGUUAUUAAUUACUAACAUAGAAAUUCAUUCACAUAACAAGUUCCCAGUAUUGGAAAUACGCUUCAGUUUAGACAACGAUGGCUACGUUGAUAAGAAGCUUAGGGUUCUCUAAGGUUUACGUGCCGAAAUAUUUAAAUACAAUUACUCACUUCAUUCACACAAAGCAAGUUGUUGAUUUGUAUUUUAAUUUUCCUUCAGGGUUUUACUAAUAAAUGAAUCGGCUAAAAAAAUAGCUAUCUCACAAUUGCGAGCAACAUAACAACAAAGGUUAAAAAAAAGACAUUAUCAAAUUUUUGAAAAUUUUUUAUAAGGUUCAUUACUAGACAAUGCUAAUCUGCAUGAAAUAUGUACAAUAAAAUUUUCAUCCGGAAAAA